AUGCGUCUCUUCUCUGCUUUGGUGUCUUUGGCAUUGGCCGCUGUGGCCACUGCUUAUCCGAACCCCGGCAAAGUGACUGGCAAUGUUAACGUACAUGAUCCCACGAUGUGUAGGGAUAGUGCUGGGAAAUACUGGCUCUUCUCGACUGGUGUGGGCAUUGAGAUCAGGACAUCCACGGACCGUACUGCAUGGACAUAUGUAGGGUUGGUGUGGCCGAACGGCGCGCCGUCCGCUACAAACACCUACACGGGUACCACAAACGGGGCUCUUUGGGCUCCGGACUGCACCUAUGUUAAUGGACAAUUCUAUCUGUACUACGCUGCAUCCAGCUUCGGAUCGCAGAAGUCAGCGAUCUUCUUUGCGAAGUCGACGACCGGUGCCCCGGGCAGUUGGGUCGACGAAGGUCUUGUCACGUCCACCAAGUCGGGCGAUUCUUACAAUGCCAUUGACCCUAAUUUGCUCAUCGACGGCUCCACCUGGAGGUUGUCAUUGGGAAGUUUCUGGACCGGUAUCAAGGAAGUGACCCUAGGCUCCUCGACGGGAAAGCCGUCUAGCACGACCUUCACAUCGAUCGCACAACGCGGUGGGACGGAUGCAAUCGAAGCUUCGGCAAUUUGGAAGCAGGGCAGCUACUACUACCUUUUCACUUCGUGGGAUACGUGCUGCCAGGGGCUGUCCAGCACUUACAACAUCCGUGUCGGACGCUCUUCCAGCGCUACCGGCCCGUUCGUUGACAAGGAUGGAGUUGCGCUCACCAGCGGUGGUGGCACGCUUGUUCUCGAGACUCACGGCUCGAUCGUCGGGCCUGGUGGUCAGGACAUCAUGUCUGAUGCCGAUGGUGUCUUGCUCGUCUACCAUUACUACACCUCGACAAGCAGCCUGCUCGGCAUCAACCUGCUCGACUUCAGCUCUGGGUGGCCCGUGGCUUAUUAG
Peniophora sp. CBMAI 1063 is the source of this 933-nucleotide messenger RNA. NCBI's taxonomy places the organism in Eukaryota, Fungi, Basidiomycota, Agaricomycetes, Russulales, Peniophoraceae. The record is from the annotation of a GenBank genome assembly.